Molecule: messenger RNA, 1362 nt
Organism: Neogale vison (American mink)
Lineage: Eukaryota; Metazoa; Chordata; Mammalia; Carnivora; Mustelidae
Exons: 11
Coding region: 1-999 (332 amino acids)
Source: RefSeq, a predicted model, not a curated record
AUGCCGCCCGGCAAGCAAGGCUGCUUUGUAUGCCAUGCAAAAUCUUACAGAGACGUGAUGCAUAUAGUCGCAGCAGGUGGGGAUCUUGGGCCCAGAGCUGAUGUCCAAAGCAGCAGCGUAGGACACCUUAAUGGCACGUCAGUCAGGAGAGCUCCCUACGAUGACCUGGUGGAAGAGCUACUACCUACUUUGAGGGCCGAGGAGGAAAUUCCGUCUCUCCCUCCUCAGGAGGCGGCGACCGGAUACGUCCCGUAUGCGUAUUCCCCCGUCAUUCCCUUUAGGGAGACAGAUCUAGCUGAACAAGCUUUGCUGGAUGGACAGGCGGGGGAACAUUCAAAAGAAAUGACAAAGGAAGACGCCCCGUUUUUCACCAGAGUGGUGUCCCUGCUGGAAGGGGAUGGCGGAAGGGCCCACAGCAGCUCAGUCCAUACUGAUGAGCUCCCCACCUCCACACUCUUGUCCACAUGUGCACGCCAAGCAAAGCUCCCCGAGCGAUUCCCGAAGAGUUCCAUCGGGGUCCCGACACUCUCUGUGUGUAUCCACCUAGAUUCCCUGGCUAGCGUGGAUGAUGACCUUGACGUGGACAGCAGAGAGGGAGAGGCCCCAUUGUUCACCAAGGUGGUGGCCCUGCUGGAAAGGGAGAGUGUUCUUACAGACCUACUGGUAGAGAGCAUCGAGGACUACUCCACCAGUGACGAUGAAGUCUCUUCAGCAUCCUCGCUGCUCUCUGACCCGGAGAAGGAUUCCACGGAAGACAACAAUUCCGACGAAAGGAGCCACCCUGCGCCUCUCUCGAGAAGCUUCCCUUCGGUGGACAUGGUGCAAACGACAAGGGAAGCAGAAGAAGAGGAGGACUCGGGAACGGGCUGCGCCACAGGACAGUGUGCCCACCACCCCGAGGCACCAGAGGCUCCUGGGGUGCUCCGACAAAGGGAGCCAGGAGGGCCCUGGGGCCCCCCUUGCGGCUCCGAUUUGGGCCCGGAGGAGGAUUCGGCAUGAGCACACAAGGAAACACGCCUGCAGGGACGGCUCUCUUACGCCUGACCUCCGAAGGCCAAAGAGAAGACUUCAGGGCAGCCCACCCGAGGACGGCACUGGAGCCCCGAGGACGAGACGAGAGGACCCUCUGAGUCGGCCGCCAAACCCAGAGUUGGCUGCCCGGGCCCUGCCAAUGACGGACACUUGAAGCACGAGGCAACCACCUGGGCCCACAACAGUCCGUUGUGUGGGGAGACUGGGCCCACCUGGGACUGGGCCCACCUGGGACUGGGCGGGACAGCAGCCUUCCCGUCGUCUCCCCUGUCUGCUGCAGGGGCUGCUCCUCCUCCCACUUCCCCUGCAGUCAACGGCAACCCUGCAGAG